UCAGCAGCAUGCUGGCCACCGUCGGGAGCCUCCUGCGCCUCCGCCUAGGGCGCAUCCCCUGCUGCGCCCCGGGAGCGCCCCCAGAAGCCGAGCGGCGGCCGGUCGCGUCUCUCUGGCCCCGGGGUCGCCCCCAAUACUCCAGUGGCGGGAGCCCCGGCGGCUCGGAGCCCCCAGGUUCUGCCGGGAAGGUCCAUAGGGUCCCCGCCGAGCACAAGCCGUCGCAAUUCGACAAGAGAAUCCUGCUGUGGACCGGGCGUUUCAAAGCGAUGGAGGAUAUCCCGCCUCGGAUUCCGCCAGAAAUGAUAGAUGCUGCAAGAAACAAAGCUCGGGUGAAAGCUUGUUACAUAAUGAUUGGACUCACGAUCAUCGCCUGCUUUGCAGUGAUAGCAUCAGCCAAAAGGGCUGCAGAACGACAUGAAUCUUUAACAAGUUGGAAUCUGGCAAAGAAGGCAAAAUGGCGUGAAGAAGCGGCACUGGCUGCACAGGCCAAGGCUAAAUGAUAUUCUGACAAAGUGUUCAUCGGAAUAUCAUCAC
Dama dama (fallow deer) is the source of this 534-nucleotide messenger RNA. It is a transcript of the gene FAM162B, whose product is annotated as family with sequence similarity 162 member B. NCBI's taxonomy places the organism in Eukaryota, Metazoa, Chordata, Mammalia, Artiodactyla, Cervidae. The transcript is spliced from 4 exons. The coding region runs from base 9 to 500 and encodes 163 amino acids. The record is from RefSeq and is a predicted model, not a curated record.